Molecule: messenger RNA, 3970 nt
Organism: Alosa alosa (allis shad)
Lineage: Eukaryota; Metazoa; Chordata; Actinopteri; Clupeiformes; Clupeidae
Gene: cxadr
Product: CXADR Ig-like cell adhesion molecule
Exons: 7
Coding region: 63-1208 (381 amino acids)
Biological process (GO): homotypic cell-cell adhesion
Cellular component (GO): intercalated disc; bicellular tight junction; basolateral plasma membrane
Molecular function (GO): cell adhesion molecule binding
Source: RefSeq, a predicted model, not a curated record
GGAGUUUUGAUACAGCGAGAGGGAGGUCGGAGAGAACAGCCGUCGAAGUUGUUGUGUUGUUUAUGAAAAGAACUCCGUGGAUUAAACGCAAAGGGAUGGAUUUGAUGACCUUUCACUUUUGUUUUUUUCUAUUAGUACUCAUCACAGGGUCUAGCCAUGGCCUGGAGAUCAUCUCGGCAGGCCCCAGCACUGUGGAGAAGGCCAGUGGCGAUAGCGUGAAGCUCGACUGCCAGUUCACAUUGGCCCCCGAGGACUCGGGCUCGCUGGACAUCGAGUGGAGCCUCCAGCCCUCAGACACCCAGGACGAGGAGAAAGUGGUCAUCCUCUACUCUGGCGACCGGGCAUAUGAGAACUACUACGCUCCUCUGAAGGACCGUGUCCACUUCAACUCCAUGGACCCCAAAAACGGCGAUGCCUCCAUCAACCUGCUGUCACUCAAGUCGGCCGACACAGGCACAUACCAGUGCAAGGUGAAGAAGGUGCCAGGCAUCCGCAGCCGGAAAGUGAUACUGCGAGUGAUGGUCGCUCCAUCUAAGCCGCGGUGCUACUCAGAGGGGGCCACGCAGGUGGGCAAGGACGUGGUGCUGCGCUGCGAGUCGACCGAGGGCACCAGCCCCAUCUCCUACACCUGGCAGAGGGACAACAAGCUGCUGCCCGCCUCCGCCGUUCUGGACCCUGUUGGCGGCACAAUCAACAUCCGCAAUGCUAGCGAGGGUUCCUCCGGGACAUACCGUUGCGUGGCCAAGAAUCGCGUGGGCGAGCAGGACUGUGUCUACGAGCUGAACGUCAUCCCUCCUCCCAACACGGCCGGCAUCGUCGCUGCGGCGGUCAUCUGCGUGCUCCUCGCCCUCAUCAUCAUCGCCAUCAUCCUCUUCUGCUGCUGCCGCGCACGUCACCGCAAGAAGUACGAGAAGGAGAUCUCCUACGAAAUCAGAGAGGACGUGCCCCCUCCUAAGAGCCGUGUGUCGACAGCGCGCAGCUUCACCAGCGUGGGCAGCCAGCGCUCCUCCCUGGGCUCCAUGUCGCCCUCCAACCUGCACGAGUACACCAAGCCACAGUACGACAAGAUCCCCUCGGAUGAGUUCGAGCGGCCCCCUAGCCACGCACCCCUGCCGCCCCCUGGCAAGCCCGUGGGUCCCAACCUUAGCCGCAUGGGCGCCAUCCCAGUCAUGAUCCCCGCCCAGAACAGGGAUGGAUCCAUCGUGUAGCGACCCCCACCCCCCCACCCUCAUCACCGUGCAGCGCCAGGUCUCUCCGUGUGACUGUGUGACUGUGUGUGUGCGUGCAUGCAUGUGUGUGAGUGUGUGUGUGACUGUGUGUGUGCGUGCAUGCAUGUGUGUGAGUGUGUGCGUGACUGUGUGUUUGAGUAAUUGUAUGAAAACCCCACAACGCACUCAACACCUGGACAAACAGAAGAUGGUAGAUGAGACUGGAAGGAAGAAAAAGAAACACAUGUAUUGACUUUCAGAACUUUUCCUGACCUGAAGAAGACGAGUGAUUGACAUGCUUUAUGGUCUGUAGGGUGAAUGGGAGUUCACUUCACCUGUUUUUAUUGUUGUAAAUAGCCCAGUGCAUGAUAUCUUUUUAAGUUUAGAUGAUCCUGUCAAAUGAAAUCUUAGGGUGAAAAUGAUUUAUAAAAAGGUUUUCACAUGGAUACAUAGUAAUAUUCUCUGUAAAAACCAACAAUGCUUCAACUAAAUUAGACAUCUGAUCAUGAUAUUGUGCUGAAAGCUUUAGCACCUACUCUUUACCUUUUUAUGAAUUUGGCCUUUUGUUUUACCUCUGUCCAGGUUCCCACCAUUUUACAUGACCACAUGUCUCAGGAUAUGGCUAAGUGAUGCUCAUGAAAUGUAAUGUUUAACAACUCCGCAGUCUCCAAUCAGAAGGAUUUGCUACAUCAUUUAAGCCUUCCAGGGCUGUUUGCGAAUUUCUUUCAUGUGCCCUUAGUGGGCUUUUCUUUUGUUCAUUUUUUAAAAAUAUUUUUCAAGAGAUUGUUUGAAGGAUAGAUAUUUACUGUCUAUUUUUUCUUUUCUUUUUUAAUUAAGAUCUUUUACACAACCCUUAGUGGGAGUCUGGGACGCCCACACUCCUCUUGUCUUUUCCUUGUACAAGUGCCAUGUGGUUGGCGGGCUCUAGUAAUCUGCUGAGCUGAGCUCCCCUCUCCUCCUCCUCCUCCUGCUCCUUCUCCACCUCUUGACCGUUUUUAGCGCCCUUGGCUUGGUGGUGGAGUGGUUCAAAAAGAAGGCUUUUGAUUGGUGGGUCUUUGUUUCUCCUCGCGUGGCUACUGCGCUCCCCCUCCACACACACAACUCUCCUCUCCUCGUUACAGGGCCGUUCCAAAGACCGAGUGUGUAGGUGUGUGUGUGUGUGUUGGUUUUUAGGGAGUAGCGGGGACUUGGGCCGGUGGGGGUCAUUCUUUGUUCACAGGGCACUCAUAUUUGAUUAGAUUUGACUACAAACGGACCUGUCAACUCUAUUCACCUCAGAGUUGCUCUACUCCCACAGUUGAUAUUACAUAUCAACAUAUCAGCAUAUUGGAGGCCCCAUGUCCCCUUAAUGACACACACACACACACACAGCAUUUCUCUGAUUACAUAACAUUUUUUAUAACAAUGCCCACCAUCCAGCUCUUCUCAUCCCAUGUGUGUACAUAUAAGUAUUAAUCGCCUUGUGUGUCUAAUUGAAAAUAUGAAGUAUCCCACUUCUGGGUCUGUGGUGAGCUGUAUUAUUUGCACCAUUGGUCAGAUUAUUUAAUUGAAGGAUUAACUAAACGAGUCACAGUAGAAAACUGACUUUGAGCGCAAAAAGCCCUCCGUGAAUACCCCCUCGCCCGAGACCAUAGCGAGUCUGAAAUGACCCCUGCAGUACAUGUGCCUUGACCGUGCUGGCUUUGCAUAGACUAAUGCAAAGGAUGUAGCUGACAAAACACUCACACACCAGCGUGGUCGGUGGCACUGACUUAGGUUGGCACAAACCAGUGUGGUGUAUGGUGACGGGAAUACUUUGUAUACGUGAUACAGAUACUCGGUAGGAAUGCAUUGCACCCUGGUCAGGUUUGGUUGUGAAGGUCGCCAAACACUGUUUUCAAACUGACCUCGUUCACCUCAAAUGUUUAGCUGUGAGUUUUGAGUCCGAGUUUUAGUCAAAUCAUCAGCUCAGUAUCAAAAUGUCUAUCUCCAAGCAUUCAUUUACAGUCUCUCCCUUGGAAGGAGACUUUUUAAACAUCUGUUUCAGAUUUCAUUUUUUAUGAACAUUGUUUCUGUUUUAAUGUGUAUGUAUAUACUGUAAUUUUGAUUCUGAGUGUUAGUUUCAUUCAAAUGAACUGUGUACGAUAACUACUCGCUCACAUGCUGUUCUUAGCAAGUGUAAAUCUGAAGAUAACAUUUUUGGGGGUGGUGUGGGAAGGUAUAAUGACUUUAUACAUAAGUGAAGAGGAUUGUGUACAGACUCACGCAGGUGAAGGCUAUAGAGAGAAUGUAUCUGAUUUCUGGAUUCAGAAGAAACAUUUGCAAACAAACGUGCUGGAAUUCAUUUUCUUUUUGGGUAAACAGAAAAGAAUAGGUGAAAGGCCUCUUAAAUGUUCUUCACUGUGGAGACAGAGGGGCCAUUCAUUCUUCUGCAAGCCCUCAUGGCUGAAUGUUGUCCCCUGAUUUUUUUAAUUUUUUUUGGAUAGGGUCCAGGUAGUCCUUUAGUAGCAUAGACAUCUAGCCAUUCACCUGCUGAUCUCAAAUCAAAUGUCAGUAGUGAUUAAGUGAAAUUGUACAGUUCCUUGAAGUUAAAUGGCAAUUACUACUUCUAAUAUCAUUAACUGUAGAUUUGAAAAAGUGGUACUAAUAUUGUUUGAAGAUAUUCUCCUUUUUUCUUUCUUUUUUGGUUUGCACAUUAUGUAAAAACCUUAGUUCUUUUUCUUUUGUGUGUGUAAUUUUGUGAUGUAUUUUUAAAUAAUAAAAGAAACUGGAAAAACGACAAA